This is a messenger RNA of Fundulus heteroclitus (mummichog), 3924 nucleotides long. RefSeq names its product solute carrier family 26 member 2 (gene slc26a2). Lineage: Eukaryota; Metazoa; Chordata; Actinopteri; Cyprinodontiformes; Fundulidae. The record is from RefSeq and is a predicted model, not a curated record. The transcript has 6 exons. Gene Ontology annotation, cellular component: membrane. The coding region runs from base 313 to 2457 and encodes 714 amino acids. Gene Ontology annotation, biological process: transmembrane transport. Gene Ontology annotation, molecular function: bicarbonate transmembrane transporter activity; oxalate transmembrane transporter activity; chloride transmembrane transporter activity.
CUCUGGAUAACAUCCGGUUGCGUCAGCUUACGUAAGAUGCUUAAAGUUUUCGUCGGUGUCCACGUUGACAACUUGUUUACAAUGGUGCCCAUUCAUAUAGGACGCUGGCAGUUAGGUAGACUGGUUAGUCUGGGACCUGAGCGCUGAAUUAUCCGUGCUUUUAACGACGUGGUUGUGCAUUCUGGUGAAUCCAAAUGUGAAGGGGAUUUUCAGAUCGUUCUGCCUGUUUCCCUGGGGCUGCACCGUGCGGGAGUCGUUAUUCCUGUCGCCUUGCAGCAAGAAGAUCCCUACCCUUAGGAGCUGAAGCUAAACAUGCUGCAUGAGGAUGGUGCUGAGGCUCACCUGCAGGAGCCAUUGAUCCUGGAAAGAGUUGAGAAGGAAUCGGAGAAGAAAUGGUACACUGUUGUGUCGGAGCGGGCGAAGAAGCACUGCUCGUGCAGCCCGCAAAAGGCGAAAUCCAAAAUACUGGGCUUUGUCCCCAUUCUGAAGUGGCUGCCGCACUACAAGCUCAGGGAAUGGAUUCUGGGGGACAUUAUGUCAGGGAUUAUCGUUGGAAUCCUGCUGGUUCCUCAGUCCAUAGCUUACUCCUUACUGGCUAGUCAAGACCCUAUAUAUGGUCUGUACACUUCCUUCUUCUCAUCGAUCAUUUAUGCCAUCCUGGGCUCCUCGAGACACAUCUCCGUGGGGAUAUUUGGAGUCCUCUGCCUGCUCGUGGGCCAGGUUGUGGAUAGGGAGUUGGCUCUGGCAGGAUACCUCCCAGAAAGCAGCACUGGCAUCAACAACACUGAAAGCUUGUUGGCUGGCCAGGAGAACAGCAGUGCUGUGGCGUGUGAUAGGAGCUGCUAUGCAAUCACAGUAGGAGCAACGGUCACCUUCACCGCUGGCAUUUACCAGGUGCUGAUGGGGCUUUUGCAGGUAGGCUUUGUCUCUGUCUACCUCUCGGAUUCCCUCCUCAGUGGCUUUGCGACAGGGGCCUCCCUGACCAUCCUCACAUCCCAGCUCAAGUACCUUCUGGGCCUGAAGAUUCCCCGUCCGCAAGGCUGGUUCACUCUGUUCAAGACCUGGUACGGUCUGUUCGCCAACUUGGCCCAAACCAACAUCUGUGACCUAAUCACCAGCUUGGUGUGUUUGGCCGUCCUUAUUCCAGCAAAGGAGCUGAAUGAUCGUUUCAAAUCCAAGCUAAAGGCGCCGAUACCAUUCGAGCUGUUCGUAGUUAUCGUUGCCACCCUUGCCUCUCACUUCGGCCACUUCAACAGCGAAUACGGUUCAGGAGUGGCUGGAGACAUCCCCACGGGCUUCCUCCCCCCUCAGCUGCCGGCGUGGAAGCUGAUCCCCAACGUGGCCGUGGACGCCUUUUCCAUUGCCAUCGUGGGAUUCGCCAUCACCGUCUCGUUAUCCGAGAUGUUCGCCAAGAAGCACGGCUACACGGUGGACGCCAACCAGGAAAUGUACGCCAUUGGCUUCUGCAACAUCCUGCCUUCCUUCUUUCGCUGCUUCACGACGAGCGCUGCGUUGACGAAAACGCUGGUCAAGGAGUCAACGGGGUGUCAAACGCAGAUGUCGGGGCUGGUCACUGCUGUCGUUCUGCUGCUGGUGCUUCUGGUUAUCGCUCCACUCUUCUAUUCCCUUCAGAAAUGCGUUUUGGCGGUCAUCAUCGUGGUGAACCUGCGUGGCGCCUUGAGAAAGUUCAGAGACCUUCCCCGGAUGUGGCACGUCAACAGAAUCGACGCUGCGAUCUGGCUGAUCACCAUGGCCACAUCAGCGCUGGUCAACACAGAGCUCGGCCUGCUGGUCGGCGUUUUGGUGUCGGCCUUCUUCGUCCUCGGCCGAACCCAGCAAGCCCAGGUCCUGGAGCUGGGCCGCACCCCGACCCGGGAGCACUACGAGAACGUGUCAUCCUACCACGGCCUUCGGACACAUUCUGGAGUGGCUGUGUUCAGGUACGGCGCGCCGCUCUACUACGCCAACCAGAGCCUGUUCAAAAAGUCUCUUUACAAAUGUGCAGCUCUUAACCCUGUGAGGGAGAAGGCCCAGCGGUUGAAGUUCAAGAACAAAAAGCAGGAGGCCGGAGAGAUGCCAAAGGGGAAGUCUGAAGAUCAACUAAGCACGGAGAACGAGGCGGAAGCUGCUGCGUCUGUGACAGUGAUGCUGGAGGAGAGAUCUCCCAUCGCCGUACGCAGCUUAGUGAUCGACUGCAGCGGCGUCUUGUUCCUGGACACGGCGGGAGUGAACGCUCUGAAAGAGGUCCGCAAGGAUUACCGAGAAGUUGCGGUGGAAGUGCUCUUAGCCCAGUGUAACACCUCCGUCCUGGAGUCGCUGGAGAGAGGGGGUUACUACGACAGCGAAAAAGAUGGCGAGGUAGGCAAAAACAACCUGAUAUUCUUCACCAUCACAGAUGCUGUCAACUAUGUGCAACGCCUAAAUGUGCCUAAUGGAGACUGUGGCAACAAAUCCUGAAGAUGCAGUAAUCCAUCCAAAGCUUCGUGUUUCAGUGUAUGUCACAUUAAUCUAGUACUAUGCAAAACGAUGCCGACAUUCAGUGAUAUUCUGCUGCUGCUGAUGAAGUUCUGUGUUACUGGUGUACAUCCAAAUUAUUUAUUGUGCUGUCAGGGGGUUAAAUCAAUCUCAUAGAAGAUUUACUGGAAACUCUUCAGUCAUGAUGUUACAAUAUUUUCUAUUCAUGACCAAAUGCACUCAGAUUAAUUGAUAAUAGCUCCCUCCAGCACAUUGUAGGUGUCUUGAAUAUAUUUAAGGGCAAAAUGAUUAUAUAUUAUUAUUCAGGGACGUCCAUUAUUCUACUCAAAGUAGAAAUGUUUAUUAUACAUGAAAUAUCUUUCUUAUUUUCUGUCUGUUUGCUGCUGUGGAAGGGUUCCUAAAUUUGCUAGCUGUCCCAUUUUGUUAGUUUUGAGGUUUACAGACAGAACAAAUGGAACAAAAGCUGCCAAAGGAAGAUGAUCUUCAGUAAACAAAAACACCAUAAAUGCAGUCCUGUUUACUGAAGAAAAUCUGCUUGUUAUGUGAACCUCUCCCAUCAAUGGUUCUCUUUCCAGUCAAGCUGGAACAUCAAUAUGCUGGAAACCAACCCCUCAUACUGUCACACAUAGUUUGAUAAUUUUAUUGUUAGGGUAAUACUAUGGUUUCAUUACACAGCCUUUCCACAUUUUUGAGCCAUAAUUCAUGUCUUAAAAAUCCUGUUUGUUUUUGUCACGUCACAUCGUGGCUUUCCUGUUUAUGUCCAACUGUGACGACUUCAAAGCGUUCAUGAUGAGAAAUACUGUAUUUUGGGCCUCCUUAUCAUUUCUUCUGGCAGUACCAUCAUCUGACACUAAAAUGACUGAUGUUUAUCAAUGCCGCAACGAAACCAAGAGAUGAAAAAAAACAAAGAGAGCAAUCUGUAACAAUCUUGACCAGUUUUUGAGGUCUGCAAACAUCUUCAGUAAAACGUAUCGUUAUGAUGAUGAUUUUAACCGGAGAACAUUUAUCUGUGAAUGUUUUCUGAUCUCCUUUUUUAUAAAUUAAUGCUUGUGUUAUAAAGUUGUAAAGGUCAUUUGUGAUCGUCCUGUUACCAUACAUUUUUAUAAUUUCUAUUUUUUACUUUUUUGUAGCGCUCAUGCUGAGAUUAAACAACGCACCUACUGAAUGUAUCACUGUCUUCUACUGUAACAUGAAACGUGCAGCUCAAGGUUAUUUGCGGCGAAGUGAUCGCCACCUGAGAUUUUUUUUACACCCUCCUGAGGUUUCUUACAGUGGCUAGCAAAAGUAUUCCCACCCCUUGAGCUUUUCCACAUUUUUGUCACAUUCUAACCACACAUAAAUAUAUUUUAUUGGAAUCUUAUGCAAAAGACUAACAAAGUGGUAUACGUUUGUAAAGUGCAAAGAAAAUUAUAUAUAAUUUAAAAAAAAUUUUACAGAUAAAAAAAAAAA